GUCAUGGAUUAGCCUUCUCACAGUUCUCUUUUUCUUUCCUUACUCUCUGAAAAUGGAGUUACUGCAAAAAACAUUUCCUGGGACCUUGAAGAGAUACUGGAGAAGAAGGCAAUACCAAAGACUCAACGGCGAGGUGGUCAAGAGCAGAAAGAACGUCAAAGUCACAAGGAUUGGAGCGGGAUCGCGAAGGUUUUGGAGGGUCAAGGCGAUACCGAAGCUGCGUUGGAAGAUUGCUUCGCCUGUAAAGCUUUUGACGAAGCUCAAAAAUGCUUAUGUGAACAUGAUGAUCAGUUUGGCUGGGAACGUGGGCUCCUUGAAUACCGAGAAUACGUUUGGAGGAAAACGGAUUCCCAAAGCUCGACAAGUUCCUGUUGUUUAUUCUAGCAAUGAAUUUGACCAAAGGUUGGUUUAUGAGAUUUACAAGGCUCUAGUAGCUACUCGAGAAUUAUCUGCGGGGUAAAUUAAACAACUUAAUUAUAUCCCUAAGUGCAGGUCAUUUUUUCAUAACUUAAUGGUGGUGCAUUCACUCAGUAUGAGAUUCCUCAAAGUUAAAUUAGUUUCAACUUAUCCUUUUCAA
Theobroma cacao (cacao) is the source of this 577-nucleotide messenger RNA. RefSeq lists its product as uncharacterized. NCBI's taxonomy places the organism in Eukaryota, Viridiplantae, Streptophyta, Magnoliopsida, Malvales, Malvaceae. The record is from RefSeq and is a predicted model, not a curated record.